This is a messenger RNA of Pneumocystis carinii B80, 539 nucleotides long. RefSeq lists its product as hypothetical. Lineage: Eukaryota; Fungi; Ascomycota; Pneumocystomycetes; Pneumocystales; Pneumocystaceae. The record is from RefSeq and is a predicted model, not a curated record. Gene Ontology annotation, molecular function: structural constituent of ribosome. The coding region runs from base 47 to 493 and encodes 148 amino acids. Gene Ontology annotation, biological process: mitochondrial translation. The transcript has 3 exons. Gene Ontology annotation, cellular component: mitochondrial large ribosomal subunit; mitochondrial ribosome.
UAAAUAAUAUAUUUUUACAAGAAACAUUAUUUGCUUAAAGGGCUUUAUGUAUAAAAGAUUCAUACAAUCAUUAUCUAAAGUGAAACCUUCUCAAAUUAAAAAUCAGCCUAGUUCUAUAGAAAUCAAUCCUAAACAUGGACUUUGGGAUUUUUUUAGAGAUUCUGAGGAUCAAUCAUUAAGAAAAGAGGUUCUUUCUACUCCUAAGAAUGAUGCAAAGCAUGGCCGGGCAUGGAUGGCAUCAGAACUACGGCUUAAAUCCUUUGAGGAUCUUCAUCGUUUGUGGUAUUUAUGUCUUAAAGAACGGAAUAUUAUUGCUACACAACGUCAUGAACGUCGUCGACUGCGUAUUUUUACAGGAAUUGAAGAAUCAGCCAAAAGAGACAGACAGGUGCGACUUACAAUGGCACGUUUGAAAUUUGUUUUAAAUGAAAGGAUACGUGCAUGGAAUUCAGCAAAAAAGCUAGCAGAACAGGAUGGACGCCCUAUAAAUUAACUAUUUUAUAUUUUUAAGGCGUUUAAAAAUGAUAUAUUUUCAAUAU